GCGCUCCCAGAAUGCACCGGUAGUCCGCGGGAAACCAAAAUGGCGAAGGGCUGUAGCGAAGUGGUCUGUGUUUGAGGCCGGUGUGAGAACGCAUAUUCUCCUCCCCAAUCCUCGUCCCCAAGGAAUUCAGUGUGUGUGUGCGUGAGCGCAGGGUUCCCGCUGGGGCGGGUGCCCAGUGAGUGCCCGGACUCGCGGGGAAGCGCCCACGGGAACGUGAUUGCUUCUAUUUUCCUGUAUGAAGCGGUUGGCACCACUUAAGUGACCGAAUGAGCUGCCGAGUGGUUCAUCAUGGACUAGAGUAGUGGCAAGGGUACUGGAGACGUGAUUGUGGUGGAGGUGUCAUGGCCGAUGGCUGUUACCAGAGAAGAGGAGGGAAAUUGGAGCGGCACAAUAGAGGGAUGAAAGUUCCUACUAGGGAGAGACUCUACAGGAGCAGGUAAUUCACUGGUCCACAAGCGGUCUCCUUCACGUCGAAACCAAAAGACCUCAGCAUCCUUGAACAAGCUGUCUUUACAGGAUGGACAUAAAGCCAAAAAACCAGCAUGUAAAUUUGAAGAGGGUCAAGAUGUCUUAGCUAGAUGGUCAGAUGGCUUGUUUUAUCUUGGAACUAUCAAAAAGAUAAACAUUUUGAAACAGAGCUGCUUCAUCACAUUUGAGGACAGUUCUAAGUCCUGGGUUCUCUGGAAGGACAUCCAAACAGGAGCCACUGGGAGUGGGGAAAUGGUCUGUACAAUAUGUCAAGAAGAGUAUUCAGAAGCACCUAAUGAAAUGGUUAUAUGUGAUAAGUGCGGUCAAGGAUAUCAUCAGCUGUGUCAUACGCCUCAUAUUGACUCGAGUGUGAUUGAUUCAGAUGAAAAGUGGCUUUGUCGACAGUGCGUUUUUGCAACAACAACAAAGAGGGGUGGUGCACUUAAGAAAGGACCAAAUGCCAAAGCACUGCAAGUCAUGAAGCAGACAUUACCCUAUAGCGUGGCUGACCUUGAAUGGGAUGCAGGUCAUAAAACCAACGUUCAGCAGUGCUACUGCUACUGUGGAGGCCCUGGAGACUGGUAUUUAAAGAUGCUGCAGUGCUGCAAAUGUAAGCAGUGGUUUCAUGAGGCUUGUGUCCAAUGCCUUCAAAAGCCAAUGCUGUUUGGAGAUAGGUUUUAUACAUUUAUUUGCUCUGUCUGCAGUUCUGGACCAGAAUACCUCAAACGUCUACCAUUACAGUGGGUAGAUAUAGCACACCUAUGCCUUUACAACCUAAGUGUUAUUCACAAGAAGAAGUACUUUGACUCUGAACUUGAGCUUAUGACAUACAUUAAUGACAACUGGGACAGAUUGCACCCUGGAGAGCUGGCAGACACGCCCAAAUCUGAAAGAUAUGAGCAUGUUCUGGAGGCAUUAAAUGAUUACAAGACCAUGUUUAUGUCUGGGAAAGAAAUAAAGAAGAAGAAGCAUUUGUUUGGGUUGCGAAUUCGUGUUCCUCCUGUGCCACCAAAUGUGGCUUUCAAAGCAGAGAAAGAACCUGAAGGAACAUCCCAUGAAUUUAAAAUUAAAGGCAGAAAGGCAUCCAAACCUAUAUCUGACUCAAGGGAAGUAAGCAAUGGGAUAGAAAAAAAAGGAAAGAAAAAAUCUGUAGGUCGUCCUCCUGGCCCAUAUACAAGAAAAAUGAUUCAGAAAACUGCUGAUCCGCCUUUGGGUAAGGAAUCAGUUUCAGAGAAUCCUACGUUGGAUUUACCUUGUUCUAUAGGGAGAACUGAGGGAGUUGCACAUUCAUCCAAUACCUCAGAUGUGGACCUCACGGGUGCUUCCAGUGCAAAAGAAACUACCUCGUCUAGCAUUUCCAGGCAUUAUGGGUUAUCUGACUCUAGAAAAAGAACUCGCACGGGAAGAUCGUGGCCUGCUGCAAUACCACAUUUGCGGAGAAGAAGAGGUCGCCUUCCACGAAGAGCACUCCAUACUCAGAACUCAGAAGUUGUAAAAGAUGAUGAAGGCAAAGAAGAUUACCAGUUUGAAGAACUUAACACAGAAAUCCUGAAUAACUUAGCAGAUCAGGAGUUACAGCUCAAUCACCUGAAAAACUCCAUCACUAGUUAUUUUGGUGCCGCAGGUAGAAUAGCAUGUGGAGAGAAGUACCGGGUUCUGGCUCGCCGCGUGACGCUGGAUGGAAAGGUGCAGUAUCUCGUGGAGUGGGAAGGAGCGACUGCGUCCUGACUGUAGGACUAAGCCUUGUGUUCACUGCCUCGCGUCCUGUUGGUACAGUUCAAAAAAGGUGUGGGCUUCAUUAUCUUUCUUAGAAAAACAAACAGAAAACACAAAAAUACUCACAAGAGGAGAGGAUACUGGCCUUAACAUGUACUUGUCAAUGUUACGGAUAUUGUCAUAAAAAGAUAUCUUUUAAAAAUCAGAGGAGAGACUUAAUUUUUUUAAAUCUUAAGAUUUGUAGACUGUUUCUAGGAUAGGAUAUUAAACAUGAUUCAAACCCAUGCAUGGUGUUAGAUACUUUUUAUAAUUAUUCCAUUGAGUCAAUUUUUGUGAUUAGUGGUUAUCAGAGCAAACAGAUCAUGUAGAUAGCACAAGUAUUUGGAGAAACAUUGUGUGUUUUGUUACCAAAAUGUUGGAAAGAUUUAUUUCAAUACCCUUUUAGAUUUCAUAAAGUACAGUGUAUAUAAUGUCUACUGAAAGACUGUAAAAUAUUGAAAUUUCUUUCAAGCAAAAUGUAAAAAAUAUAUUGAGCCUGUAAAUUGCUCUGUGACUAGACUUCAUUGUCGUCUUAAUAUAUUCUUUGCAUGUACAUGUAUAUACACGUAUGUGUAUAUAUAUGUGUGUGAUUAUGUGACCUAUGCAAUACAAUUAUGGGAAUGGGCAGCUUUGGAGUAUAUAUCCCAUAAUUCUUAUUUCAGGAAUAGUUGCAGUAUUUACACAGCAGCAUUUCUUCUCAGGCGUUUCUUGGGUGCUGUUGCUUGCUAUGUAUGAAGAGAAAUGUGUCAAACAAGUUUAGUGUGUACUGAAGAGGGUGUGGACAGCAGUGUUCAUGGGCUUUAGAGCGCUUUUCAGUCCUUGUAACUGAGCUGUUGAAUCCCUAAAACAAAUCCAAGUGAAACCUACAUGAUCUCCUAUUAGAAGUGACGUUUUCGAGUUACUGUGGCACAUUAUGAUUGUAAACGUCUCAGUUUUAACAGUAAGUCUGUGGGAGCCCGGGAGACUCCUGAAAUGUCUGUAGUGAUUGUUAGUCAUGUUUGAGUAAGCGUAGUAUGAACAAAGUGUUUUAUUGCACAGGGUUAACAAACAGUAUGUUGCUAGCUGAGGCUAACUGCUGUUUUAUUACAACAUUACCUCUUGUUUUUAUAAAAUGUACCAAGAUUUUAAAUCGAUAUCUUUAUUUUACAUGUUAAAAAAAGUUUCUUUUAUCACCAGUGUUAGAGUUGUCUUCUGUUUUUUUAUUUUUUUUUUUUUUUUUUUUUUUUCUUGUUUUCUUUCUUAGCCAAAGAGUAAACAGAAGAAUAUUAUUUUGGUAGCUCUUCAUUUUACUUUUAUAAUGAUUGGUGGAUUUUAGACUAAAAAUUGGGGAAGUUUCUGCCAAAAUGAAAAAAAUUUGUGAAGUGUAUUGAUGACAGAAUGCUAAAACUGUGGUUAGUGAUUAUUUAUUCCAUUAAUUAAUUAUUUGACUGUUUUUAAAGAAACAUGCUUUAUUUCUUCAAGCAUCUUCAAAAGAUGGCUUUUCUUGUCACAUUGUCGCCAAAAGAAGCAGAGAACUUCCUGUCCUGCUUUUGGUUCCUGGUUGACCAGGUAUAAUGAGCUUUACAAAGUGCAAAUUACAAACUCACUUCUGUUCACCUCCACCAAAACUUGAUUUCCCCUAGCUAUUAAUUUAAAGUUGCCUUUCCUGCAGCUGCAAUAUUUUGAAUAACACAGAGAUUGUGUUAAGUUUUGAAUGUUUGUUUAUAUCUAGGGGUAAUGGAAAAUGUAAUUCCCGUGUAACCUUAUUCACUCCAGCUGUACCAUAUCAUCUUUCCCAAAGCCCUUUAAUUUUAACUGAACACCAGCAGUAUUUUUAGUAAUUCUCUAAGAUACUUGGAAGACAAUUUAUCAAGCUGAACUGUCUCUAGACGUAAUCAUUGUGAAUGUCUGUUUUCUUUAUCAUGCUGGUUCACAUGGCUCUGAUGUUCAGGUUGUAUUUUUGAAAUUGCUUUACUUAGAAUUAAAACAGACCAACAUUAAAUGUGUGUAUUUUUAAAAGA
Messenger RNA from Rattus rattus (black rat), 4223 nucleotides. It is a transcript of the gene Mtf2, whose product is annotated as metal response element binding transcription factor 2. NCBI's taxonomy places the organism in Eukaryota, Metazoa, Chordata, Mammalia, Rodentia, Muridae. The transcript is spliced from 16 exons. Gene Ontology annotation, cellular component: nucleus. The record is from RefSeq and is a predicted model, not a curated record. Bases 721 to 2196 code for a protein of 491 amino acids. Gene Ontology annotation, molecular function: DNA binding; chromatin binding. Gene Ontology annotation, biological process: regulation of DNA-templated transcription; chromatin organization.